Messenger RNA from Sphaerodactylus townsendi, 6451 nucleotides. RefSeq names its product zinc finger FYVE-type containing 16 (gene ZFYVE16). The coding region runs from base 177 to 4640 and encodes 1487 amino acids. The transcript has 18 exons. Gene Ontology annotation, cellular component: early endosome membrane. Gene Ontology annotation, biological process: endosomal transport; protein targeting to lysosome. Gene Ontology annotation, molecular function: metal ion binding. The record is from RefSeq and is a predicted model, not a curated record. NCBI's taxonomy places the organism in Eukaryota, Metazoa, Chordata, Lepidosauria, Squamata, Sphaerodactylidae.
CCUGCGCGCAUGCGUACGAAGCAAGGCGCAGGAGAAUCUCGGAAAACACAAAGUCUGGGGAAAAGCGGGGCGACGGACUCCGCACUUUGAGGGAGGAUUGGCCGUGUUAUUGGCAGCGGCGCCCAUGAGGUGAGGAGGCACACGAGGAGAACAUUCUCACCAGACCAAUCCUUAAGAUGGACAGUUAUUUUAAAGCAGCAGUUUCUGACUUAGACAAACUACUUGAUGAAUUUGAGCAGAAUUCAGAUGAACUCGAAGACAACAAAGCUGUAAAUCCACACGAUUCCAAGCACCAUUUAUUUUCUUCAGAAUUGGAUUAUCAGCAGCAGAGAUUUGUGGAACCAAGUGUGCAAGAGAAUAGUUGUGCUGCUACUACAUCAAAUGAAUUCUCAUUAUCAGUUCAGACUACGGAAGUUGCAAGUUUUGAACAACUGAACUUGGAACAAAAUGAGAAAAAUGUUACUGGGCUAGAUCUUCUGUCUAUGGUGGAUGAUGGUUCUUCAGAAAAAAAUCCAUCUCCUUGCCUGGGGCAAUGCAGUGUUCCAGUCUGUGAUCUUAUCAGUGAUACAGGUGGCUUGAGCCAUGUCAAAAGUAAUUCUGAGUGCAUUCAGAAGUUGCAGCCAGCUGACUUCCAGAGUAGUGGAAAUUCUCUUAUAGGCUUUGAUUUAGCAUUGGUGCCAGCCACUGCUUGUAAUUUGUCAGUAGACAGUAGUGCUGAUUCUUGUAUAGAGCUGCAGACUGGUGGGGAAGCAGUGCUGAGCAGUACAGAUGAUAAUCCAACAGAAAAUCUGCAUCAACUGGCACAAAAGGCCAGCAGCUGCACUGAGGCAAAUGUUGUGGACUCUGUUACUCAAGAAAGGACAGAAACUUUGAGUAACAACGAACUAUUCGAUCAGUUACAACAAAUUAUAGCGCUGGAUAGGACCUCGGCUUUAAUAGCACAACCUGUUUCAAAUGCACACAGUUCCAAAGAUGUCACACUGUGUGAGAAGUUGCCUUGUGAAUAUGAAAAUACAUAUUGUGCAGAUAGUCAAAUGAUACCUAGGGAAUGUGGCAAAGAAGCCAUUUUGGAUUAUGAGAAAAUUGAAUCAGUCACCUCUAACCUGCCAAAGAUCUGUGAUUUAAAUAAGGAUAGCUUAGUAUUGUCUGAUGGCUCAGUUUCAACCAAGUAUACAGUAAUUUUAGAUAAAACACCCUGCACUGAGGGAAAACCGUGUAGUCCAGUACAAAAUACCCAUCAAGGUUUAAAUACUGUUUCAACACCAGAAGUCUCUGAAGAUGUACAGACUUCUUUGUCUUGUCUUCCCCUUGCUGUGUCUAUAUGUGGGUCUCUUGUUACAAGUGAAGACAAAAAUGGGCAGAUGGCUCCGGAUGACACAGCAGACGUAGUUAGUGACAUAACUAUGCACAUAGAUAAUCACAAGACUGGUCUUCCCAGGUGGGAAUUGCAUGAAAGAAGAGAUGCUUCUGAACAGGAGGAAAAUCAAAGCACAGCCAGCCAUUCAGGUCCAGAAAAACCUGUUACAGAGAGGCAGAAGCUGGAUGGCAGUGCCAGUAAAACUGACCUUCUCAAUCCACAAGAUUUUGCUGCUACGGUUAGUUGUUCUUUAGAUGCAGCUGUGGGAACACACAGCAGCAUCCUGCCGACUGACAUUGAUGAAAGAGCUUCAGUUGAUUUCGGUAUAGAAGAAGACAUUAUUGGAAGUGACAUGCUAGUUAGUGAUGCUGAACUUGAUGCCUUCUUAUCUGAGCAUUGUCUUCAGCCUAGUAGUUUAAAGACGCUGAAGGAUGAUGCUGACGAUGAACUUCUGGAUGUGGCUCAAGACAUCUUGGUAGAAGCUAACACACCUGAUAAUGAAAAUGAUUGUUUACAGACAGAAACAGAAUUUAAGCAGGUGGAAGAAGCUUCUCCUGAUAAUUGUAAAGUAUCUAGUUCUGAACCUGAAGUGGGAGUUCUCACUGAAAAAAGCACACUGAAGGUCCAGAAGGAGACAUCAGAUCAUGUCAAUGAAACUAGGAUUGGAGUUUCAGAUCUUUUAAAUAACCAACAGAUUGUGCCUAGUGGAGGCGCAAGGCCAAAACAGUUGCUGAACCUUCCACCCAAACCCAAAAGCUGCUCCGAUUUUAGUAGUCCAAAUACACUUGAGAGUGAACCGCAGGUAGUGAAUUGCACAGUCCCAAAUACCUCUUUCCCAGAUGGGAGAAUUUGUCCUGACUCAAGUCCCAGUUGUAAUUAUGUUGACGCACAGAACUGCUUGGAAGGCCAAGCGGGGAGUGUUGUUUCAGUUGCUUCAGAACCUGCUAAAAUAGUGGAACAAGCUCUAGUUCUGGGACAGAAGCAGCCCUCCUGGAUUCCUGAUUCAGAAGCCCCAAACUGCAUGAAUUGCCAAGCCAAAUUCACAUUUACAAAGAGAAGACAUCAUUGUCGUGCAUGUGGGAAAGUUUUUUGUGGUUCCUGCUGCAAUCGAAAAUGCAAACUCCAGUAUAUGGACAAAGAAGCAAGAGUCUGCAUAAACUGCUAUGAUUCUAUUAACAAAGCACAGGCAUUUGAAAGGAUGAUGAGUCCAACUCCUAAUACUAAUUCUGGCCCAUCUGAAGAUUGUGCAGCUGUUCAGCUUUUGCAAGAAGCACAAGCAUCUGGAGUGUGCCCCAAAGAACAGAGAAGAGUUUGGUUUGCAGAUGGUAUUUUGCCCAAUGGAGAAGUUGCUGACACAACAAAACUGUCAUCUGGAGUCAGGAGAUCCCCACAGGACCUCCAUCCAGUUGAAAGCGCAGCCAAUGACAUUGCCUGUGCAAGUGAGAUUAGACCAAAGGAUGAAAUGCAUGUUACUGGGAGAAUUGAGGCCACUUCAGAAGAUAUCUCAUGUUCCACUGAAGGACAAACUGAGCAGUUACAUAAUUCUGACUCUAAGAUUCCUCAUGCUGCUGAAUUCCCUACUAUUGUUGAAGCUUCUGAGCCUCCUGUUCCUCUUGCAGCUAAUGAAACGGACGAUGUGCCAGUUAGUCCUUUGGAUUAUGGGAUGCUUUGUGAUAUUGAAAAUUGUGUGAGCAAAGAGAUCAGUCUUAUUCCUGAAGAUGAUGGAUUGCCACCUCUUCUACUUGCAAAAGGGAGAAAAGGAGAACAAUCGUUAGUGGAAGAACAUCCUUCUCAUAAGCAAGUUGCCUUACUACUUGAAGAAUCUAAUCCACUGACAUUUAUUCUAAAUGCAAAUCUUCUUGUGAAUGUCAAGAUAGUAUCUUAUGGUUCAGAAAGGUGUUGGUACAUCUCAACCAAUGGGCUGCAUAGUUUGGGGCAAUCAGAAAUUAUUAUAUUAUUAUGCUGCUUGUCAGAGGAAGAGGAUGUUCCUAAAGAAAUCUUCAGAGUACUUAUCAACAUAUAUAAGGAUGCCAUGAAAGGAAAAUUCAUAGGAAACUUGGAUAAUAUUACCUUCACUGAAGGCUUUCUUGAAAGCAAGGAGCACGGUGGAUUUCUGUUUGUUGCAUCAACUUUUCAGAAGCUGGAUGAUCUUGAGUUACCCAAAAACCCUUUCUUAUGUGGCAUUCUUAUUCAGAAGCAGGAGGUGCCUUGGGCAAAGGUUUUUCCGAUUCGCUUGAUGCUAAGAUUAGGAGCAGAAUACGGGGUAUACCCAACUCCUUUAACAAGUAUUCGACACAGAAAGCCUCUGUUUGGAGAGAUAGGACACACAGUCAUGAACUUGCUUGUUGAUCUUAGGAAUUAUCAAUAUACCUUGCAUACAAUAGAUAACUUAUUUAUUCAUAUGGAAAUGGGUAGAAGCUGUAUUAAAAUACCUCUGAACAGAUAUAAAGAGGUGAUGAAAAUUAUGAAUACGUCUAAUGAACAUGUCAUUAGCAUUGGAGCAAGUUUCAGUUCUGAAGCAGAUUCUCAUUUAGUUUGUGUACAGAACAAUGAUGGAGUCUAUCAGACUCAAGCAAACAGUGCUACUGGAGACCCUAGGAAGGUUACAGGGGCAAGCUUUGUCGUGUUCAAUGGAGCCCUGAAAACAUCUUCUGGAUUCCUUGCUAAAUCCAGUAUUGUUGAAGAUGGAUUAAUGGUACAGAUCACUCCAGAGACAAUGGAGGGGUUACGUCAAGCUUUAAGGGAAAAAAAGGACUUUAAAAUUACAUGUGGCAAAGUAGAUUCAGGUGAUCUGAGGGAAUAUGUGGACAUUUGCUGGGUGCAGAAUGAAGAGAAAACAAAUAUGAGAAUUACAAGUCCAAUAGAUGGAAAGUCAAUGGAAGGAGUUCAAAGUGAAAAAAUAGUUCAAGAAGAAGAUUUUGAAAUGGAUGGAAAACUUAUAAAGUGUACUGAAGUGUUCUAUCUCAUAAAGGCUGGUGAACUAUCCAACCAUCCUCCUUACCAGUUUGCUAAAGAAAUUGCAUUGGCUUGCUGUGCUGCUCUUCGCCCUCAUCUCAGAACUCUGAAAAAUAAUGGAAUGAACAAGAUAGGCCUUCGAGUCUCGAUGGAUACUGACAUGGUGGAAUACCAGGCAGGCUCUGAAGGCCAGCUUCUGCUUCAACAGUAUCUCAAUGAUCUGGACAGUGCUUUGAUUCCUGUGAUCCAUGGUGGGACAUCCGAUGCUACAAAACUACCACUGGAAAUUGAAUUGAUAUUUUUUAUUAGUGAAUCUCUCAUACUAUAAUUGAUAUGUAUGUUAUGCUAUAGUGCAGUGAAUUGCUAGCACUGACCAAUACCAAAGUGGUUACAUUACACUAUGGAUGAAACAUUCAGGUUUAUCUUUUAAAAAAACCAAUGAAUUAGUAAUACAUAUUUAAGAGUAUUUUGCAUUUUAAAAAGUAAAUAUGUUCUUUAAAUUCAGAGUCGAAUUUAAAAACAUGCAGUUUUGGAGUGUUCUGAAACUUUGCACAAUAUAGACACUGAAGAGUAAAACAAGGAUGUGUUACAGUACUGAAAUAUACCCAUAUCUGUCUUUCUGGAAUCUCAUGUUGAUUCAUCUGAUUGAACCAUUCUUAACUAGUGUAUCAUUUUUUCCAGAAUGAACAUAUUUAAGUGGAACAGAACAGUUUCUAGGUCUUUAAGUUGACAUUUAAAUAUUGAAUCUGUUUAUUACUAAAGAACAGCCAUAUUUUAAAUGUCUGAUAGUUUGCACAGCUGUGUUGCCUGUCUGAGAGUAAUAGGGCAUGUUUUUGCCAGGUGUGAUAAUUUUGUAAGACUUCAUAUUUGAAACUGUCCCAAUUUUAAAUACAUCAGGUCAGUUGAAGUGUAUAAUGGUGCUUCAGAGUCUUAAAUAGUGCCCAUCUAAUCACUCUUUGAGUAGCUAAUUUUGUUAUAUAUUUAUAACAGAUUUGCUGAAUAUAAGGAUACUCUUUGUAUUAAAUACCUAGUCUUUUUUCUUCUGAAGUACAGUUUUUUCUUGGAUUUCCCAAGAAUAAGUAACAAGCUAGAUGACCCUUAAAGUAGUCAUCCUGUAGCAAUGAAUCAGGCAUAAAGCCUGUCUGUGCUCUUUUCUCUAAUUUUUUAGAAUGUUUUCUUGGUAACCCUUUUUAUUUUUAGGGAGAGCCAUGUAUUAUGUGUGAAUUUUCAUGAACAGUUUUCUGUAACAUACUUGAGGUUCUUUAUACUGUACUUAUUUUUAUACUGGGGGUAUUUGCAGUAAAUAAGCAUUUAUGUAUGAGGAAAAUGAUUGAAAUUAGUAAUUCAUCUAAGGUUUGAUAAAUUGCUUAAUUUGUUGUAGGAAGAAGCAAAUUAUGUGUGUGAUUCCAUCAAAAUGUUAUAAUAUGGGAUUGAGACAUUAAUAUGUUUUAAGAUCUAGAUGCCUUUCUGAUAUUCACAGGGCAUAUUUAUCCAAAAUGCAUAAAAUUAAUAAUAUACCUAAAACACUUUAUUAGAAAGGUGUAGGUAUUUAGCAGAGAAGAUUUUGUCCAGGAGUUAUCACUGUCAUGGCAUUCUUUAAUGUGAUGAAUUAUAAUGUGAUGAAUUAUAAUUCUGUGGACCAGCUAAAGACUACUCUUAACACUCUGCAAAAAAACCCACCAUAUCUAAGUGCUGGAGAUAUGCGAAUAGAGGAAGGCAGCUGCAACAAAGAACUUUAUGAGUUGUAAAAUAAAAUAUUGUGUAAAAGCAAUUUUCACCCAUUUUGAUAUAAUGGAUUUAUGUGAUCUUGAAAACUGAUCAUUUCAUUCAUUUUCUAGUUAUUAGCGCUAUACAGUUUUUAGUACAGUGUUAUUAAGAUUAUUAAAAUCCUUACGGAUGUAAAAAUAUUAAUUUUUAUAAAUUAACCUGACAAGGGCUCAACAACAAGACAGCCUUUAAAAGGUCUUGACAAAUCACCUGAAUUAAAAAUAUCUCAAUUUAAUGUCUGAUAUUAUUUGUACCAUCAUCUUGUCAACUGUUUCAAUAUUCUGCAAAGUAAGCAUAAAGAUCUGUUUUAAAGGUGAACAUGCUAGGCAAACUUUGUUGCAUUCAGAUUACAUAAAAAUAAGUUAUGAAGUC